AUCCCCAGCCCCGCUCCCGGCCCCAGCCCCAUCCCCGCUCCCGGCCCCGGUCCCUCCAUGGCGUUCCCGCGGCCGCGGCCCGCCCGGCCCGAGCUGCCCCGGCAGCGGGUGCAGAGCCUGCAGUGCGGGCAGGGAGCGGUGCGGGCCGCCCGCUUCAACGCGGACGGCAAUUACUGCCUGACGUGCGGCAGCGACAAGACGCUGAAGCUCUGGAACCCGCACAAGGGCACGGCCCUGCGCAGCUACCAGGGCCACGGCUACGAGGUGCUGGACGCCGCGGGCUCCUUUGACAACAGCCAGAUCUGCUCCGGCGGCGCCGACAAGGCCGUGGCGCUCUGGGACGUGACCACGGGGCAGGUGGUCCGCAAGUACCGGGGACACGCCGGGAAGGUGAACUGCGUCCAGUUCAACCAGGAAGCCACCGUCAUCGUGUCCGGCUCCAUCGACUCCACGGUGCGGUGCUGGGACUGCCGCUCGCGCCGCCCCGACCCCGUCCAGGUGCUGGACGAGGCCAAGGACGGCAUCUCCAGCGUGAAGCUCUCGACCCACGAGAUCCUGACGGGCUCCGUGGACGGGCGGGUGCGGCGCUACGACCUCCGCGCGGGGCAGCUCUGCUCCGACUACAUCGGCAGCCCCAUCACCAGCGUGUGCUUCAGCAAGGACGGGCAGUGCGUGCUGGCCGCCAGCCUGGACUCCACGCUGCGGCUGCUGGACAAGGACACCGGGGAGCUGCUGGGCGAGUACACGGGACACCGCAGCACCACCUACAGGCUGGACUGCGUCCUCAACGAGCAGGACACGCACGUGGGCUGCGCCUCCGAGGACGGCCACGUCUACUUCUGGGACCUGCUGGAGGGGUCGCUGGCGCUGCGCCUGCCCGUGGGCCAGGGCGUGGUGCAGUCCUUGGCCUUCCACCCGCGCCUGCCCUGCCUGCUGGUGGCCACGCAGGGCCAGGUGACGCUGUGGCGCGAGGACACCUUCCAGCCCGAGGGGGACCCCGGCAGCUGAGGGGGCCCGGGGGGGCCCCGGUGAAUAAACCCCGAGUGGAGACCCCGCCGUGCUUUAUUGGAGCUGCAAUAAAUAACUGCAAACGCUGGGGGGACGGGGGGGACACACGGACAGGGGGGUGCAGGAAUGGGGGGCCCCUGGCCCCCCCAGGGGGACUCACCCCACUGCCCCCCACGCUGGGGGGAGCGCUGAGCCGGGAGCCCC
This is a messenger RNA of Prinia subflava (tawny-flanked prinia), 1212 nucleotides long. It is a transcript of the gene WDR83, whose product is annotated as WD repeat domain 83. Gene Ontology annotation, cellular component: catalytic step 2 spliceosome. The record is from RefSeq and is a predicted model, not a curated record. Gene Ontology annotation, molecular function: protein binding. Gene Ontology annotation, biological process: mRNA splicing, via spliceosome. NCBI's taxonomy places the organism in Eukaryota, Metazoa, Chordata, Aves, Passeriformes, Cisticolidae.